AUGGUCUACUGUGGAAAGCCCUCAAGGGGUUGUCAGAUGUGCAGAACGCGCAGGAUCAAGUGUGACGAGACAAAACCGACCUGCAACCAGUGUGCCAAGUCGCGGCGACAGUGCCCUGGGUACAAGCACGAUUUCGAUCUCGUCUUCCGUAACGAGACGCAGGCCACCGAGAGGAGAGCCCGUAAGUCGCAGAAGGCCGCGUCGCAGAAGCUCCGCAACGGACAAGCAGGAGCCAGCUCUUCUUCCAAGGAUGCAGAUGCCGGAUCCGAAUCCCAAUCCGCAGAGUCGGUGUCGAAGGAGGUGUCCAUCACCACUCCAAGAAACUCCCGCGCAUUGCAGAUGGCCCCGGACCAGCAAGCGUCAUGCCACUUCGUCUCAAAUUUUGUCAUGGUGUCGCGCCAGGGAUUCAGCCCCGGCUGGAUGAACUACCUCAUGCCGUUGCUCAAGAUCGACCGGAUCCCCGAGAGCUUGAGGCUGGCCUUCACCGCCUGCUCGUUCGCCUCCAUCGGUAACCGCGUCGGCGGAGGCAACACGUUUGCGAGGAUGGCCAUCGCCCAGUACACCCAGGCUCUCUCGGCCACUCACAAGGCCCUGCAGGACCCGGCCACGGCCCUGACCGACGCCACCCUCGCCAGCACGCUCCUGCUCGGCGUGUACGAGGCCAUAUCGGCCAACCGGAUAGGUAGCAUGGCGUGGGGAUCGCAUAUUGAGGGAGCCAUACAGCUGGUCAAGGCCCGCGGGCGCAGCCAGCUCAAGACCAAGGUGGGCGUCAUGCUCUUCAGCACAGUGCGCACCCAGAUGAUUGGCUUCAUGCACGCCAACCAGACGCCGCCGACGAUGAGCGCCGAGUGGUGGACAUCAGGAGACACGCACGACACGACAGCCUGCGCCACCCAACGUCUGUCUAUCCGCGUGGGCGAGCUGCGCGCCGAGGUCAAUCGGCUGCUGUCGACGCUGGAUCGCACGCCGGACAACAUCCAGCUGAUGCUGGACCUGAUGCGGCGGUGCCAGAUGAUGGACCAGGAGCUCGCCAACUGGUUCCACGACGCGCCGCCGCACUAUACGUACAAGACGGCGGCCUGGGAGGACAACGUGCCCAACGGCGACUACUUCAAGGCCGAGGUGUACCCGGGCCGCGUGGACCUCUACCAGGACCUGUGGGUGGCGAGCGUGUGGAACAAUGUCCGGACGAGUCGGAUCCUCCUGUCGUCUUCGAUUGUCCGGUGCGCCGCAUGGAUCUGCGCACCGAUAGACUACCGCACGACGCCCGAGUACGCGUGGGUGUCCCGCAUAGCCCGCGAGACCAUAACGGACAUCAUCGCCUCGGUGCCCUAUCUGCUAGGUUGGUUCUCCAAGCGGAAACACCUGCUGGAGAGAACCGGUCUGUCGUCGUUUGGCUGCGGAGACGAAGAUGCGCAGAAGGCCCUCCCUGGCCUGCAGCUCUCGUGGCCGCUCGUGUGCAUCCAGAACCAGGACUUUAUCAGCGACUCGGAGAGGGCGUGGGUAAAGGGGAGGCUGCAUUUCAUCAAUGAGCAGCUCGGUGUGAGAUCUGCCGGGUUGCUGGGACAGCUCAACCUCCGCAUGCCAUCGAUGCUCAUCCGUCGAGACGGAACAAUGGCCAAUCUGACGGCUGGCGUUGGGUUCGAAAAGAUGCUCAGGGGAAAGGCUUCGAAUGACGUGGGCAGUUUUUUUACGGCUCGGAGGGGCCAGGUGACGGACCAGGGAGAGUAG
This is a messenger RNA of Geosmithia morbida, 1731 nucleotides long. RefSeq names its product Fungal Zn(2)-Cys(6) binuclear cluster domain. The record is from RefSeq and is a predicted model, not a curated record. NCBI's taxonomy places the organism in Eukaryota, Fungi, Ascomycota, Sordariomycetes, Hypocreales, Bionectriaceae. Bases 1 to 1731 code for a protein of 576 amino acids. The transcript is spliced from 3 exons. Gene Ontology annotation, molecular function: DNA-binding transcription factor activity, RNA polymerase II-specific; zinc ion binding. Gene Ontology annotation, biological process: regulation of DNA-templated transcription.